Siniperca chuatsi (mandarin fish) is the source of this 1598-nucleotide messenger RNA. RefSeq names its product inward rectifier potassium channel 16-like. The record is from RefSeq and is a predicted model, not a curated record. Gene Ontology annotation, cellular component: plasma membrane. The transcript has 2 exons. Bases 239 to 1387 code for a protein of 382 amino acids. Gene Ontology annotation, molecular function: inward rectifier potassium channel activity. Gene Ontology annotation, biological process: potassium ion import across plasma membrane; regulation of monoatomic ion transmembrane transport. Lineage: Eukaryota; Metazoa; Chordata; Actinopteri; Centrarchiformes; Sinipercidae.
AUUCUUCCAGAUUGUCCAAUAAGGUUUCAGAGGGAAGUGAUUGCUGUGAUAGAACAAAAUGGGACUUUGCCUCAGGACCAGGCCGGCCCACUAACACUCUGCAACCAACCAAACUCAAGAGGUUACUUCCACUGUGGCAACACAUCGUUUAAUGCUUGGCAGAACUGAUGGGCUUAUGUGACACCUGACUAACUCUAAUUUCCACUCUGCAAGAGACUGAAAGGUAGCCCUGGUCAUAAUGAGCACAGAAAGGGCCGAGCAGGUCUUCAUUGAUACCUACUCCACUACAACACACACACUGAGCAUGCAAAAUGAGGGCAGGCAGCUACGAUACAUGCAGAAAGAUGGCAGUUUCCCUGUGGUUUUCCAGAAGGUCCCUGGAGACUGGAGCCCAUACCUGAUGGACAUCUUCACCACUCUUGUGGAGAUCCGCUGGAGGAUGAUGCUUCUCAUCUUUUCCCUCUCUUACAUUCUCUCCUGGCUCUUUUUUGGCCUCUGUUAUUGGUUCAUUGCACAUGUACACGGAGACAUUGACAAUGUAGAUAAUGAACUCUGUGUGGACAAUGUGCGUGGCUUCACUGGAGCCUUUAUGUUCUCGAUGGAGACCCAGGCAACUAUUGGUUAUGGUUUUAGGGGGAUGACUGAGAACUGUAUCGUGGCCAUUAUUGUUGUGACAGUUCAAGAUGUAUUUAGCUGCCUCCUUGACACCAUUGUCAUUGGUAUUGUUGUUGCUAAGAUGGCAUCUGCUCGUAAGAGGGCUCAGACGGUGGGUUUUAGCCACUGUGCAGUGGUCAACCUGCGAAACGGGGUUCUGUGUCUGUCAUGGCGACUUGGAGAUUUCAGAGGUAAUCACAUCCUAGAGGGUGUCGCCAGGGCCCUGUUAGUCCGCUCUGUAAGACAGCCACAGGGCAAUGUUUUGAUGUCAUACCAGGACCUUGACAUCCAGAAUCGAGACAUUGUCCUCGCCACACCAGCCACUAUUAUUCACAAGCUGGAGCCUGGCAGUCCCCUCUACAGCCUGGGCCCUGACGACCUGCUGGGGGAUGACUUUGAACUGGUGGUGUCCUUUACCUACACCGGUGACUCUACAGGUAUGCUCCACCAGACGCGAACCUCCUACACACCAGCAGACAUCCGCUGGGGUCAGCGCUUCCAGAACAUGCUGAAACUGGGCAAGAAGCACUACAAGGUGGACUAUGCUCUGUUCAAUGAGACCACGUGGGUGCCGGUGCCCCUGCUCAGUGCAGAGGAGUUUGACAGGAGGAAACAUCCUGUAGAGGGCAGUCAGUCCCACAGUCCACUCUUUCCAUCAGUCAAAAGAAACAGACACACUUGCCAGAUGAAUCCUAACAUCACUGGAGAGGUGAUGCAGCAAACCUGUUUGUAGCAACCAGAAAUCUGUACAUUAUAAUAAUGUGUAGAGUGCACUUAUCCCAUAAGUUUUAAGGAUCUAACAGUGUGGUAAGAUGUGCUCUUGUAAAUAUAUUUAUGUGUGACUUUAUAUGACUUUAUAAUAUAACUGCUUUUUUAUGCUUUAGAUGCAUAAAAUCCAUCAUCACACAUGUAAGUCAAAUAAAAGUCGCAUUGUCCUUGUAAAA